Molecule: messenger RNA, 1077 nt
Organism: Macadamia integrifolia
Lineage: Eukaryota; Viridiplantae; Streptophyta; Magnoliopsida; Proteales; Proteaceae
Product: probable WRKY transcription factor 43
Exons: 2
Coding region: 74-679 (201 amino acids)
Biological process (GO): regulation of DNA-templated transcription
Molecular function (GO): DNA-binding transcription factor activity; sequence-specific DNA binding
Source: RefSeq, a predicted model, not a curated record
UCUUUCUUUCUCUACAUCACAGAGAACUCAAAGAGGGUACUUGUCUGUCCAACCUCUUCUCAACUUCCCAACCAUGGAAGAAGAAGCCCCAGCAACAUUACCAUCCCAUAGCUCUCCAUACCUCUUUGAACCUUUGCUUCCAUCCACUUCAUUGAACCCAACUCCUUAUUCCCUACUGCACCAACCUCACCAACUUCCCCAACAAAUAGUUCAUCCAGAGAUAGACUGGCUUAGCCUCCUAUCCAAUACUCCUUUUGGGUUUGGAGAACAAAUUUCUCCAGUAGUCCCUGUGAGUAGUACUGUCUCUGCAUCAUCAGUUGAUGGCUCUCAAGGUGAAGAAGAGAAUAAAGGAUGUAAGGAUAAGGGAAAGUUGAGCAAGACUAGGAAAGCGAUUCGCCCGCGGUUCGCCUUUCAGACCAGGAGUGCCGACGAUAUACUAGAUGAUGGUUACCGGUGGAGGAAAUAUGGACAGAAAGCUGUGAAGAACAGCAACUAUCCCAGAAGCUACUACCGCUGUACACACCAUACAUGCAAUGUGAAGAAGCAAGUUCAGAGGCUAUCCAAGGACACAAGCAUUGUUGUGACCACAUAUGAAGGCAUCCACAACCAUCCAUGUGAGAAACUUAUGGAGCGCUUGAGCCCUCUUCUGAAGCAAAUGCAAUUCCUAACAAGAUUUUAAGCCAACUUGGUUUAGGUCAAAGGCCAAACUGUGAAAAGUUUGCUUAUAUCAUUGACACUACAUGACUACUAGCUAUUUAUGUUUGUAUAAAACAACAGGAACAAAGCCUUGGUAUGGACUUGUAUAAAUUAAACAAAAAAAAAAAAAUGUGUUAAUUUCAUAUGAACGGUUUCUCUUUAGUUGUGUUUGGUAUGCAUUCUUGACAUAUAUUUUGGGUCUAGAAAGCAUUCUGAAACCACAACAUCUAAGGGUUGAAUUGAUUUGAGGGAGCAUUUUCGACCACAUACACUAGGAGGUAGAAGUCCAAUCAUGGGGUCACAUCAUGGUGGAUGCAUAUAUCUUUCCCUGGUGGCAAGAAACUUCCUCCUUGGUUGCAAAGGUUUGAUCACAUUGUAAAA